Molecule: messenger RNA, 3260 nt
Organism: Phycodurus eques (leafy seadragon)
Lineage: Eukaryota; Metazoa; Chordata; Actinopteri; Syngnathiformes; Syngnathidae
Gene: piwil2
Product: piwi-like RNA-mediated gene silencing 2
Exons: 24
Coding region: 89-3178 (1029 amino acids)
Biological process (GO): regulatory ncRNA-mediated gene silencing
Cellular component (GO): P granule
Molecular function (GO): piRNA binding; protein binding
Source: RefSeq, a predicted model, not a curated record
CGAUGUGGUCGGUUGUCGAAAUUUGUUUUGAAAACCUCCGAACGUUUACUGGCAACUAAAUUUGACUCAUAAUAUUUCGAGUGGAAAAAUGGAUCCAAACAGGCCACUUGACUUCAGUAAUAUGGCUGGCAUUCCCUGGCGGGGACGCAGUCGAGGACGUGAUAUAGGACGAGCCAGAGGUUUUUUCACUCCUGAUAAUAUACUACAAGGACAAGCACCCGGGGUACCCACUUGUGAGCCUUUAGCUCGACAAGGUAGAGGGCUUCAUUCUGAUGAUGGAGGACUUGGUCGAGCAAGAGUGGGGCUCUUUUCUGCAACAGGAUCCAAGAUGGGCAUGUCAAGAGGGACAAUCCUGGCUAGCACGGAGAUUCGGAAAGACCUUACAGAAGUCCUGACCACGAAAGAGGUUGAUUCCCCUUCAAAUGGUCAAGGUUCUACGCUGGUCUCAAUGUUCAGAGGAAUGGGGUUUGAACCCUCAGUGGCCUCAUGGGGAAGAGGAACAUUACCAGUCGGAAGAGAAGUAGUUGGGGAGAUGAAAGAGUUGGAGCAGCCAAGUACGGCUGUAGGAGUGGUAGCCAGUAGCCCACAGACAAGUGGGCUCCCACCAAAAGUGAUUGGCAGAGGGCGCAGCUUUCUUGGCCAAGAAAUUUCGACUAGCGUGAUGGUGGGAGUUGGAAGAGCACCUGCGCUUGGAAUGGGACGAGGAAGCCCUUUACUUCUUUCCAAUUUUCCUCUUGAAAGUGUUCAGACUGGUUCUCUUACCUCUGAGCCGACAGCAUACGAUCACUCUAACAUCUCGGACACGGGAACUGUGUCCAUCGUUCAAGAUGUGCAAGACCCCUCAGCUAUUGCACCGGGAAAGGAGUUGAAAAUGGAGACAAUCCGUGAGCCACUCAACAAGGCUGGAUCAAAAGGAACUCCAAUAACGAUUGGUUCCAAUCAUAUUCCAAUUCAAUGCAAGAACAAAGCCGUUUAUCAGUACCAUGUGACAUUUACACCAAAUGUUGAAUCCAUGUCAAUGCGUUUUGCGAUGAUGAAAGAUCACCGCUCGACCACAGGAGAAGUUAUGGCUUUUGAUGGUUCAAUACUCUACCUUCCCCUCCAAGUGAAGGAUGAGGUGGUUCUCAAAAGUUUGAGAAGAACAGACAAUGAAGAAAUCAAAAUCCAAAUACAGAUGACAAAGAUGUUUCCACCCACCUGUGAUCUAUGCAUUCCACUCUACAAUGUUGUGCUCAGGAGGAUCAUGAAAAUACUUGGAUUAAAGUUGGUAGGGAGAAAUCAUUAUGAUCCUGAAGGUGCAAUAGUUCUUGGCAAACAUCGACUGCAGGUGUGGCCAGGCUAUUCAACAUGUAUCAAACAUACAGAUGGGGGUCUGUACCUGUGUGUCGAUGUGUCUCACAAAGUCUUGCGGAAUGACUCUGUGCUGGAUGUCAUGAACAUCCUGUAUCAGCAAAGCAAAGAAAGAUUUAGAGAUGAAUGUACCAAAGAAUUUAUUGGUGGCAUCAUUAUCACCCGCUAUAACAACCGGACUUACCGCAUCGAUGCCAUUGAGUGGGACAAAUCACCCAAAGACACCUUCACUCUGAUAGAUGGCACAAAAACCACUUUUGUGGACUACUACAGCAAGAACUACGGAAUUAUUAUUAAAGAUAUGGACCAACCUCUUCUGAUGCAUAAACCAAAGGAGCGUUCCAAGCCAGGGGGAAAGCAAGUCAUAACUGGUGAGAUCCUUAUAGUUCCUGAGCUAGCUUUUAUGACUGGGAUCCCGGAAAACAUGAAGAAGGAUUUCAGAGCAAUGAAGGACCUGACCAUGCACAUUAAUGUGAAUGCUGAGCAGCACACCCAUACAGUAAAGCAACUUCUGAAGAACAUAAGCACUAACCCUGACAGCCACAAAGAAGUCACCCAAUGGGGUCUGCAAUUUGGCUCAGAAAUCCUGCUGAUAAAGGGUAGAUCUCUGCCUCUUGAAACUAUCUGUGUCCAAACUUCGUCAUUUACCAUUGGUGCUGAUGGGUCUUGGUCCAGAGAGGUUGUCAGGCUGGCUUCAAUCAGCUCAGUUCCUCUCAAAAAGUGGGCCAUUUUCUAUCCUCGACGCUGUGCUGACCAGGCUGAAGAUUUGAUUUUGACCUUCAACAAGGUGGGUGGGCCGCUUGGGUUGCAAGUGGCUCGUCCUACUUGUGUAGAGCUGAGGGAUGAUCGCACAGAAACGUAUGUCAAGAGCAUCCACUCUCAGCUAACUAGUGAGACUAGUUUGCAGCUUGUAGUGUGCAUCUUGGUAGGAAACAGAAAUGAUCUCUACAGUGCCAUCAAGAAACUCUGCUGCGUUAAAAGUCCCAUUCCAUCUCAGGCUAUCAAUGUCCGGACAAUUUCCCAGCAACAGAAGUUAAGGAGUGUGGCCCAAAAGAUACUCCUGCAAGUGAACAGCAAAUUAGGAGGAGAACUUUGGACUGUCAAUGUCCCUCUGAAAAGUUUGAUGGUAGUGGGAGUUGAUGUCCACCAUGACACCAGCAAGACUCACCAAUCAGUCAUGGGCUUUGUUGCAAGCAUCAACAGCUCACUGACUCGCUGGUAUUCCAGAGUAACAUUUCAAGGACCCAGUGAGGAACUCAUCAAUGGUUUCACAGUUUGCUUGUUGGAUGCGCUGCACAAGUAUCAUGAGGUCAACCAUUGCUUCCCAGAAAGGAUUGUGGUGUAUCGGGAUGGCGUGUCAGAUGGUCAGCUCAAGAUGGUUGAGGAGUACGAGAUCCCUCAGCUGAUCAAAUGCUUCAAGACGUUUCCCAGCUAUGAGCCGAAGCUUGUCUUCAUUGUGGUUCAGAAGAGAAUCAGCACUACGCUUUAUUCCUAUGCUGGAAGCAGCUUUGGCUCGCCUCCACCCGGAACUGUUCUGGAUCACACGCUCACUCAAAAAGACUGGGUGGACUUCUAUCUCAUGGCACAUCACAUUCGCCAGGGAUGUGGACUUCCUACCCACUACAUUACUCUGUAUAAUACAGCAAACCUCAUGCCAGACCAUCUACAAAGGCUGACCUUCAAAAUGUGCCAUUUAUAUUGGAACUGGCCUGGCACAAUUCGAGUUCCAGCACCAUGCAAAUACGCGCACAAACUGGCUUACCUUUCAGGCCAGUACCUGCAUUCAGAGCCAUCCAUCCAGCUGGCUGACAAACUUUUUUUUCUUUGAAAGUGGUCUUCUUUUCCAGUUCUGGUCAUAAAUAUGUUGAUGUUGAAAAUUGCUGAUUGUGGUGCUGUUGAAUUAGAAUUAA